Molecule: messenger RNA, 5314 nt
Organism: Hyalella azteca
Lineage: Eukaryota; Metazoa; Arthropoda; Malacostraca; Amphipoda; Hyalellidae
Product: solute carrier family 13 member 5
Exons: 14
Coding region: 78-2018 (646 amino acids)
Biological process (GO): monoatomic anion transmembrane transport; citrate transport
Cellular component (GO): membrane
Molecular function (GO): succinate transmembrane transporter activity; citrate transmembrane transporter activity
Source: RefSeq, a predicted model, not a curated record
ACGAAAUUGAGUGUUCAUAGUAUAGCAUAUUUCCGCCACUAACCCUGCCAGAUUUUGCUUCUAUUUUACCCUCUUCAAUGAGUCAGCUGUACGAUGAACCUGGUACCGUAGACGCUCUUCUGCCGGCCAAGAACAUAACAGUGAGUGGAAAUCCACCAAAAUCGAAGGUGGAGCCGCUGAAAUUUCCCUCCUACGCAACAGGCGGUGAAAACUACCGACGGAAAAGGUUAGGGAAGUGGAGGCUGGUGCUGGCACAAUGGCGUCUGCUGGUGGUGCUGCUGACGCCGCUGUUGCUGCUGCCGCUGCUCAUCGUGGUCGGCACUCCAGAGGCACGGGCGGGCUACGUCAUGCUACUGACCAGCAUUUACUGGAUGACGGAGGCGCUGCCGCUGGCGGUGACAGCCCUCAUCCCUGCAGGUCUCCUGCCCCUGAUGAAGGUGUUGUCUAGCAAGGACGUGUGCAUGGUCUACAUGACACACUCCAACAUGACGCUCUUCUGUGGCAUCGUCAUGGCGCUCGCCGUCGAGCAUUGCCGAGCGCAUGAGCGCAUUGCGCUCUGCGUCAUCCUUAAGAUUGGUCACAGCCCCAGACGCCUCAUGGUCGGCUUCAUAGCGACGACCAUGUUGCUUUCCAUGUGGAUCUCCAACACAGCUGCUACGGCCCUCAUGAUCCCCAUAGUGGACGCCAUGAUAAUCGAACUUAAAAAGUCAUCGACGCGUUUGUCCCGAAAGCCCGCCAGACCGAAGGUGGCCAUGCCGGAGGUCGCAAGCACUGUGGAGCUACAAGAUCAUUUCCCAACCUCGCCCUCAGCAGACGACCUUCCCGAGAUUUGCAUCGACAUGGAGAGGCGCCCGAGUUUCGUGGAGAUCGAGACAAUAUCGCCGGAGUUCUCGCAGCUACGCAACACUUGCCUCAUCGCCACGGCCGCCGCGGCCAACAUCGGGGGCAUCGGCACCCUUACUGGCACCGUGCCCAACAUCGUGCUUGCGGGCUUCCUCAGCAAUUCGUACGGUCCUAAGACAGGCCUGAACUACGCAACGUGGAUGCUCUUCUCCGUGCCAACGAUGUUGCUGUGCACAUUGCUCGUGGGCAUCGCUAUGGUCUUCAACACUCUCGACUUGAGGAAGACGGUUAACAGAUUCCGUGAGCGGCGGUGGGGUUCGCACCACACGUACAGCACGGGCGACGGCACGGUGACUACGAGCAGCACGAGUCGUGCUCGUAGCGCGGCCGUACGCGAUAUUCUCGUGCUACGAUACAACGCCCUCGGCCGCGUCAGCUUCCAUGAGAAGGCCGUCAUCGCGGUGUUCGCGGCCCUCAUCGUCAUGUGGUUUAUGCGCUCCCCUGAGUUCAUCCCGGGAUGGGGGCAGCUCUUCGAUGUUGACGGAGUCCCGAUGGUGAGUAGCGCCACUCCCGCGCUGGUGGCCGUCGUGCUGCUCUUCAUCAUCCCUGCUAAACCCUCGGCUCUGAUGAGUGGCCAGCACGACCCUGAUGGCGGGUUGCUGACCUGGAAGGCGGUUCAGGAACGCAUGCCGUGGCAGGUUCUGCUGAUCAUGGGGGGCGGUUUCGCCCUGGCGGCGGGGGCGAAGGAGUCAGGGCUGUCAGCGUGGAUAGGCAACAGCCUCAAGGUUAUCGCCAGCGUCCCCAGCGCGACGGCCGUGUUCCUCAUGGCGCUCAUGACGACCAUCAUGACGACGCUCAUGUCCAACACCGCCGUCAUCGCCAUCCUCCUGCCCAUCCUUAAGGAAGUGGCCGUGAUCCUGGAGGUGAACCCGCUGUACCUGAUGAUCCCUGCGACGCUGAGCGCGUCCUUCGCCUUCAUGUUGCCCGUCGCCACGCCUCCUAACGCCCUCGUCUACGCCGCUGGAUCCUUCAAGACCGCCGAUAUGGCAAAGAUCGGGUUCGUGCUGAACGUGCUGUGCAUGCUGGUGCUGAUGCUGGUCACCAACACGCUCGGUGACCUCAUGUUCGACUUCUCGGUGGUGCCUUCUUGGGCGAACACAACGGCCGCGCCGUGACCGAAUUCUUUGUAGUGUUCCUUUUAUACAUUAUGUAAAAUUGAAUUUAUCGUAAAAUUUGUAAUACAAAAAUGUAAUGAGCAUAGCAUGUGUACAUGAGUACAGAGUAUAGUGGUUCAGUGGAUAGAUACAUUGAGGUAAUGAUAGAAUUGUUCGAUGGCUAUGAUACUGUGUUGCAAUCACGUAAUGUUUCAUGGUAUGGUGAUACACUGUAUUACGGUCUAAUAAUUCAAUAAAUCAGUGUUUCAAUGGAUGCAGUGCUGAUAUAGCGUAAUAUUUUGAUGCCUCAGUGAUACACUGUAAUAUGGUUCAAUGAUUCAAUAUAUCACUGUAGCAGAGAAACUGUGUUUCAUUGCUCGUGGCGACGCAGUGGUAAGGUUUUAUCUAUUCAGAUAAAAAAAAUUGUUUUAUGUAUUUUUCAGACAUUUCCAGUCGUUAAUGCUGGGCAUAACAGUAGUCCUAGUAGAAUAAAUUUUACUGGUCUUAUUACUUUGAAUGUUCAGGAUGUUGUACAAAGUCAUGAGAUUUGUAAUGAAGUUCUAAUUUUUUUUAAUUCGUUCUUAAUGUUAUUAUAACCUGAUACCGUCAUUACCUAUAUUUAGCUACUAUAAAGUUGGCCGGGAAAAUGCCAGUUAUGUGAGCUACUUGCAGCCUACAAUAUUUUCAUGUUCAACUUUGUUAGUUUAGAUUUGGUAAUUCGCGGACGGUCGUGGCAUGACGGCCAUUUUGAGAUUUUAUGCGCUACGUAAAAUCAUUCCAAGAUUUUUUUUUCAAUCCGGUCAAAUUUACUUUUUGUAUUCAAUAGGAGUGAAAAGAUGGCUUAACACUUCUAAUUACUUGUUCCAAGAUAUUAAAAACGUUUUACUAUUUAUAAUGACUGUUUUGUAUACUCUGAUGAUGCUAUAUUGUAUUAAUAUCGUUUUACCAUCUGAGGAUUUCUUCACCAGCGUUGAUAGGGCGAUGUAGUAGAGUUGUGAAAUUUAUAAAAAAAUAAUAAACGAUUUUAUAAACGAAUAUCGAUCGAAAAUUGUCUUGAACUUUUCAAGAAGGUUUCCACUAUUAUUGUAGCAUUGCUGGUUCCGGGUGUCGUUAGGCGUAGAUUUGGAAAGAUUGCACCUGCAAUUAGAGGGCAAAAUUUUUUUGACUCAUUUUUUUAAUUAAUUGCCGUGAAACUAAUAAAUUGUGACUAGAAAGAAUAUUGGAAUCUCUGUGAUUUACUUGAGCAUGUUUUUUAUACAAUAGACCCAAUACCCUUGAGGCGCAACACUAAAUCUAUAACGCGGAUUAAUUUAGGUUCUGUCUCAAUAUUGUUAUACGCUGACUGUGUUGAAUGGCCUACUACUUCUCUGUGUUGGGACAGCUUCUGGGCUGCCACAUCAUAUUAUACCAAUUGUAUAAUUCUAGUACACAUAAUUGAUUUUACUCGAUUACUUUUUAAAACAUUGCUGAUAUCCAUAAAUUGUUAUCAUUAUGGCCUUCAUCGUACCGUUGAUGCCGUCUUCUGCAAUCGCCGUCCAGCGUCUAUUUAAUAUUUGGAAAAAUGAGGAGUCAGGUGGAGUCUAAAAUUUUCUGGAAGGAAUAAUAUAUAAUAUCAGAACUGUGAUUAAUAACAUGUCAUGUUAUUCGAAGGUGAGACCCUGUUUCCGUCUUGCUCUCUCUGUUGUAAUUUUGUUUGUAUCACUUGGUCCCUGUCGAUGAGCUUCCAACUCGGUUAUAAUUAACGUCCAAUAACAUUUGGUUUUGUAUUCAUGAAUGUUGUUUAUACGAAACAAUUUCCAGCUCUGUUGUUUUUGGUCUUGUCUUCAUCAAUGUUGUUUAUAAAAUUUCCAGCCCGGUGGUUGAAAUUGUUCGUUGUUUUUUAACGUGCAUUUUAGCAGCAGGUUAUCUCAAUAAAUGGGAUAAAAUUUUUGAAAAAGUCAUCUUCUAAAUAUCACCGUAUAUAUGUAAAAUGGAUGCUCGCUUCUAUAUAACAGCUCAUUCUUGUUACCAUAUGUACACUGAAAUAAAUAGACGAUGCAAUUUGAAGAAUCUAGUCUGACCACGUAAUUAUGCCUUAUAUUGUAAAAUGUUUUUAGAAAAAAAUUCCGUCACGAUAAAAUCAGAGGAAUAGUACUUUUCCAGUUAGAAAGAUUACUGUGCAAAGACAAUUACCUGACUGUAAUUGUCUGAAUGGAAGGAAUUAGAUGAUAAAAUACCUUGCUGCUAAAUGUUAAUUUUUUCAGUACUAAUAUCUGUUGAAUGCUUUAUUUUUGUGCCGUAAUGGUACGAAACAUGAACUUCAUAUGAGGGACGGUAGUGAAGCAGUGACGUGCGGUACCUGCAGCUAAUAAAUCUCCUUAACGACGCAUGCAAGGAACAGAAUUAGGCAAUCAACUGUAUAAAUAAUGCUUAUAACUAGGGGCUGAAUUUGGCAAUCUAGCGCCUAAAUAAUGCCUACAAGGAGAUACUGAUGCAUGCGGUCUCAAUAAUUACUCGUUGAUAAGGUGAAUUGCGCGUCGACGAAGCGUAAAUUUGUUCUCUUCUAAUUGAAUGUGACUGUACCUUUCUUAGAAGAAAAAUAUUGAGUUUUGGUGAAUGGUAGCAUAUUGCCGUUUAUAUUAUCAUUAUAUUAUUUUAAAUAAAAUAAAUUUCACUUGUAAUUUUCGAUGAAGGGCGCAGAGGAAUUCGAACAAAAGUAAUUCGAACAGAUGAAAUAAUGUAUUUUUUCUUAACUAUUCGACCCAUUAUGAGCAAAAUAACAUAAGUCGAGUCAUUUACGCCUGUUUUCCUUUAAGUAGUUUAAAACCUUUUAUCGAGGUCGAAUUAAAGUUGAUAUCUGUUGGCGCGAUCAAAAUUUACCAUUCGUUCAGGAACUUUAAGUUGUAAAAAAACUUCGCAUGAGAAUAUGCCGUCACUGAUUUUAAUAACUCUAGAAAUAUGAAAUAGAAAUGACAAUCCGAAAUAUCAUUACUUAAAUUAUGCCUACUGUCCCGAACAUGAUUAUAAAUUGUAUGAUAUUGCCAAGUGAGCAAUAACUGUAUGAUAUUGCCUAGUGAGCAAUAACUGUAUGAUAUUGCCAAGUGCGCAAUAACUGUAUGCUAUUGCUGUUUGAGCAAUGAUAACAUUCUAUACUUUUUUAAACAUGUUGUGUAUUGUUCGCUGUAAAUGCAGUUUAUCUAUUCUGAGGUUCAGCUUCUGCAUUGUUAAUUGCAACUUCAUCUGUUGUGCAAUUUUUUUGGGACCGAGAACUCUUGAAUUAUCUUUGUAUUAUGUACGUCGACCACAAAACGGCUUGAUAAAGUUAUUUUUGAAUAAUG